Messenger RNA from Gossypium raimondii (Peruvian cotton), 945 nucleotides. RefSeq lists its product as uncharacterized. The record is from RefSeq and is a predicted model, not a curated record. Lineage: Eukaryota; Viridiplantae; Streptophyta; Magnoliopsida; Malvales; Malvaceae. The transcript has 6 exons. Bases 378 to 692 code for a protein of 104 amino acids.
GCAUUGUUUUGACCGAAACUUAGACUAGAUUCUUAUCCCCCAAACUCUCAUUCUCCCCCAAACCCUUAAAAUUUCCCCUAAUCCCUAAUCGUUCCCCAAACCCGACCACCUACGACGUUGCCGUCUCCUCUGCUGCAUCAUAGUCUCCGUCCGUCUCCGGUGCCGCAACCAUUGCGAUUGGGUUUAAUGUAGACUGAAAUUUUGUAAUCUCUUCUUUUCUAAUGCUGAUCAAAGAGUAGAGAAAGGGGAGGGAAAUUUUCUUUUCAUUAUUUCUUCUUCUUUGUGCCAGAAUCAACAAUUUAAGAGAGGUCCAUUCAUUGUUGCUGCUGGAGGCAUAUCUAAUAUAUUUCUUCAUAGGCUUGCUGAGAACAUUCAAGAUGCUUAUGCUGACGCAGCUAGCAUUGCUGAAUAGCUGCUGUUGCUUUCUUUUUGCCACCAUUUCUUUUCUUUUUCAUGGUUUCUCAUUUUACCAUUUGUUGCCUUCACCAUGGAGAUGGAGAAAAGGCUUCUCUUUUCACUUCUUUUAUUCUCCCUGCUUCUUCUUUUGGAUUCCUCUUCAGCUCAGAUGCAAGCCUCCAGAUUUGAAAAAACAAGAGCUUGCUAAGCGUUACUCAAAGAGGGCAGAUGCUACUGAGGAUUUGCAAGAAGCCAUGGAGGUAUUUUUCUUUGGUCAAACAUGGAGUGAUAAGUAAAGUUUUCUUUUGUUGUUUCACCACUACAGAAAAUUAAGGUGCUGUUGUUUUUAUUAUUAGACUUGAAAUAAGGACAUUGAAAAAUUAAAUAUGUAGCCAAAAUUUUGUCAGCUGUCAGUAGUAGAUACUCGUAGAGUUCAAUCAAUUCAACGCUGCAAGAAAACGGAAGCGUGUGUAUAAUAACCGUAUUUGUAGUACUAAUUUUUUUAUAUAAUAAUGAAAGGAAUAUAUGUUCUUUUCCCGUAUAAUGAAA